UGUGUUGACUGCUGUAGUGAGUAUACAACAGGAGUUAUUGAGUGAUUGACGAUGACAGUGCUCCUAUCAGGAUUUUGCAUUGCCAUUAGCCUCAGCUAUUUCAGUCAGGUUUUUGUGGAUGAAGUAGGCGCUGAUCGCCUGAAGCAGUGGCACCCUGAUGGGACAUCUAGAUGGCUACCCUUGGAUUCUCGUCGUAUCCAAGUACGUUCGACACGUACAGGUGGGAGAUAUCUGGCGGUAGCUUGUAGCAACAGAAUUACAGGACAAUCUCACUGUGACUCACAAUAUUCCUUCACUGAAGUUGAUGCAAGCAAGGCUUACGAAUUUAGCAUCUACAGCAAAUCAACGAAAUCCAACAUGAAACCACACUUUUGCAUUACUGUUUACAACAAGACCAACCACACAAUAGCUGAUGACUGGAUUGGAGUAAAGUUUUAUGGUAGUAAACAUCAUCAAAGUAUAUGGAGAAAAUGGACAGCCUACAUCAUCCCUCAUGACAUCACCAAUAGAUCAAACCUCCUUUGUCAGUCUUGUCAGGGAAAUGGAGUAAAUUGGAUUUGGCCAAACAAUGCCACUUCUGUUCGUCUACAACUUGCAAAUUGCUAUAUUGAACCCAGAAACGACUCUGUUGAUGAUGAGGAGCAGAAGAAGUCGAGACAUAAAAUUUUUGAUAUAGCUGACCCACGAAGUUGGUUGUCUAAACCACCAUACUGUGGAAUAGCAUUUGUAUACAGACGACACACUUCUAUAGCAAAGACUGUGGAGCAAGGUACUGGAUGUUAUUAUCCGUGGGGCGUGACAUCUUAUCAUGAGAUUGAUCCAGGAAAGACAUAUGAACUCAGCAUCUGGAUCCUAAGUACAGGAAAUGAUCUUAGCAACUUUUUUGGCUUUCGAGCAUUUGACAAAGAGUUCAAACGUCUCUCUGUCAUCUCUGACAAUGAGUACAGUCAUAAUGUCACCAAUCCUUAUUUCAAGAGAUCUAAGAAUGAUGCAACAACUUGGACAAGGUGGAAUGGAUUUGCAGGAUCUUGUAGUCCUGAAGGUACACGCAAAGAGUUUCUCUCUUACUUUAGUAAAGGAGUAAACUGGGAAUGGCCACUUGAUUGCAAGUAUAUCCAGUUGACAUUUGGCACUUGCUAUGGAGAUGGAGACAAUCAAGGAAAGACUUACUUUGCUCGUCCACAAGUGACAGAGUACGAUACUACUAUUCACUGGUGACAGUGUGGUAACAUCCACACAAUAUUGAAGUUUAGUCUUAUGUGCUUUUGUUUUGUGGAGUAACAGUCGGCUUUCUAGCCUUAUGGUAGCCUGUUACAUUUAUUGUUCAAUGUCAAUUAUAUAUCAACUGUAGUAGUUAUAAUGGCUUAGUUUUUGUGUUUGUGU
Messenger RNA from Corticium candelabrum, 1383 nucleotides. RefSeq lists its product as uncharacterized. The transcript is spliced from 5 exons. Lineage: Eukaryota; Metazoa; Porifera; Homoscleromorpha; Homosclerophorida; Plakinidae. Bases 52 to 1218 code for a protein of 388 amino acids. The record is from RefSeq and is a predicted model, not a curated record.